CUCAGAUCUAUCAUAUUCCCACCUCCGCCACUUCACCCCCGCUCGAUAUGAAAUUCGUUACCGUUACGAUAUACAGUACCAGCAAACAUAGAAUAGAAUCAUAAUAAUAUUAUGGCACCAGUGGUGCCCUACCCCCCGCCUCCAGACAUCGACAAGUACCUCCCCUCGCCUCAGCACACGGGAAAAUUCUUCCUAACUUUAACCUACGCGACAUCUCUGGACUCCCAUCUCUCCAUCCCCCUCACACAAUUUCCUCUCUCAGGCCCGGAGACAAAAUCCCUGACUCACCACCUCCGCACCUUCCACGACGCGAUACUGGUAGGGGUCGGUACCGCCGUGGUAGACGACCCAGGGUUGAAUUCUCGUCUGCCGGGGACGCCGCUGACAAGGCAGCCACGGCCGGUUAUCCUUGAUCCCGCAUUCCGUUGGGGGGUUACGCGGGAGUCGAGGGUAGUGCAGACAGCGAAGAGGGGUGAGGGGCUGGCGCCUUAUGUUUUUGUCCGGAGUGAGGUGGAGAUAGAUGGAGAUGAGAGGAGGGGGAUAUUGGAGGAAGUUGGGGGUAAGGUAGUUGUUAUUGAGACUUUGGGGAAGCGGAGGUGGAGUUGGGAUGUCUUAUCAGAGAAGAUGAGGGCGUUUGGUUUGAAUAGCGUUAUGGUUGAAGGGGGCGGUGGAGUUAUCAACGAUCUGCUCGCUGAGGGAAAUCUACCGCAUGUGGAUUCUGUGAUUGUCACUGUCGCACCUACGUAUCUUGGUCAAGGUGGCGUAAAUGUAUCACCCUCGGCAGUUUUAUCGACAGCAGAUGGGAAGAGAACUUCAGCAGUCAAGUUUAGGGACGUGGAAUGGAGAAUUCUGGGAAGAGAUGCGGUCAUGUUCGCUCAACCAGAUCUUUGA
This is a messenger RNA of Tuber melanosporum (Perigord truffle), 891 nucleotides long. RefSeq lists its product as uncharacterized. Bases 112 to 891 code for a protein of 259 amino acids. Gene Ontology annotation, biological process: riboflavin biosynthetic process. Gene Ontology annotation, molecular function: 5-amino-6-(5-phosphoribosylamino)uracil reductase activity. Lineage: Eukaryota; Fungi; Ascomycota; Pezizomycetes; Pezizales; Tuberaceae. The record is from RefSeq and is a predicted model, not a curated record. The transcript has a single exon.